Camelus dromedarius (Arabian camel) is the source of this 754-nucleotide messenger RNA. It is a transcript of the gene SH3BGRL3, whose product is annotated as SH3 domain binding glutamate rich protein like 3. The transcript has 3 exons. Gene Ontology annotation, cellular component: cytoplasm. Lineage: Eukaryota; Metazoa; Chordata; Mammalia; Artiodactyla; Camelidae. The coding region runs from base 88 to 369 and encodes 93 amino acids. The record is from RefSeq and is a predicted model, not a curated record.
UCCCGAGCUCGGCGGCCUCGUCUCCAGGCCCUGCAGCUGCUGCCACCGCCGCCCGUCCGCCUGUCGGCCCGUCGUUCUACCCGCAGCAUGAGCGGCCUGCGCGUCUACAGCACAUCGGUCACCGGCUCCCGCGAAAUCAAGUCCCAGCAGAGCGAGGUGACCCGCAUCCUGGAUGGGAAGCGCAUCCAGUACCAGCUAGUGGACAUCUCCCAGGACAACGCCCUGCGGGAUGAGAUGCGAGCCCUGGCGGGCAACCCCAAGGCUACCCCACCCCAGAUUGUCAACGGGGACCAGUACUGUGGGGACUAUGAGCUCUUCGUGGAGGCUGUGGAACAAAACACACUGCAGGAGUUCCUGAAACUGGCCUGAGCCAAGUCAGCCUAUUGGACUUCCCGUCACCACAUCCCCCCCAAGCCAUCAACCCAGCCAUGAAGGACCUUGUGACCAACUCCCUAUUAUUCCUAACCUUCUGACUUUGGAGCCCCUCCCCACAACCCAAGACCUUUCUCCUCCCCUAACUGUAGCCCCCUCUCCUCCAUUCAAAGGCAACAUUCCUUACCCACUAGUCUUAGAAAUUGUCUUAAGCAACAGCCCAAGUGCCAGCUGUCCUCAGCCAGGCCCUGAGGCUGCCACCCUGCCUUGCACUGGCUGAUGGGCACCUUUGGUGGUUCCAUUAGCCAGGGCUCUGCCAAAGGCCCCGCAGUCCCUGUCCAGGAGCACCACAGAAACAAUUAAAUGUCCCAUUCCAUUGGCA